Molecule: messenger RNA, 5598 nt
Organism: Besnoitia besnoiti
Lineage: Eukaryota; Apicomplexa; Conoidasida; Eucoccidiorida; Sarcocystidae
Exons: 4
Coding region: 1-5598 (1865 amino acids)
Biological process (GO): regulation of DNA-templated transcription
Molecular function (GO): DNA-binding transcription factor activity
Source: RefSeq, a predicted model, not a curated record
AUGACGGUGGCUGGAGGCGAAGUGGACAGUUGCAAGCCGCGCGUACCCCACAGACUCGACGGAGCGACGGGAAAUGUCUACGAAGAUAAAUCGGUUGGUGACGGUGGAGAGACUACGAUGCUGCCGCUUCAAAGGGUGACCGACCGAGACUCCGCUGCAGCCUCAGAGGUGUGCGACACAAGGCUAAACGCGGCGGCAGGCGCUGCGGCGUCCGCGGAGACCUCCUCACCGCCAGAUGGCAAACUCAACCGAGAUGACGACCUCUGCUGGGCGGCGCGCGAGGCUAGGGCCCAGACAGCUCCUGUUUUUUCGAGUGUCUCUGCGAACCGUCCUACUCUGGAUCCGCUGGUGAAGCCAGAAGACCACGAUCAGGUGCCUCCGAUGGCGCUAUGGAAGGGCAGCUUGCCCUCGGCGAAGAUCGCCCAAGGGUUCGCGCACUCCCCGCCCACGCCACGCACCCCUACGCUAGGAGGCGGCGCUGCUGCCGCGAGCCAUGGCUUAGCAGAAUGCAAAGCGGGAGAUGACCCAUUCCGCGGCUCCUGUGGCGCGGGCCCCGCUGCGGCGCUCGCAGCCGACGCCGCGGAAAAACAAAACAAUGGCGGCAAGGCAGCAGUGGCUGCUCUAGACCCGCAGAUGGAUGUGCAGUGCGCAGAGGCUCGAGCCGACGAGGCGGAACUAAUAGAGGUCCAGAAAGCCAUCAGCGAGAGUGAGAAGGGCGUUUUCUCCGCGUGCGAACUGAAAGACUCCGCGUCGUGCAUUUCGACUCUCGAGGGCGGCUCCAGUCGCCGUGUAGACGAAGGCCGCGCCAAGACUGUCGUUGCUGAGCGCCUGCAGCUGCCCAGCCACGACGAAGCCCGGAAUCUGGGGAAACUCGGGAAGGAGCUCGGACUGGAGGGUGGCGACACGACUAGAGCGAGUGAAACGACUGUUGAGCGUGAUGGUGCGAUUGCACUGCGGAGAGACAUUUUGAAGGCAUGCAGUGUGCAUGAUGAGGAACCACCUGGUGAGGUGUUCUGCCAGGCGAGCUCCAUGCCCCUUUCCGCGCCGCUAUAUGUCUCCAUCGCUUCCGCGAUUUCGAAUCUGAAGAAGCUUUCCACUGUUCCUAAGCCGCCACCGCUCGUCCGCGAUUUCGUCCGACAUGUGUUCAGAGCUCAGCUGGAUCAAGAGAAUCAGCUCCUAUUGCAGGUAUUCGUCGACGCUCUACCACGCUUGGAAACUGAACUUCAGCAAACCGACACGGCGGCGCCAGGGAGUGAGGCAGGUGUUUGGGGGUUGCCAGCAGCGUCUACGAACAAGACGAAAAGUUUGUCUCUACAACGCGUCCACGGAGAUAAGGAAUACGGAGGAAGGCGUACGUGCAAAGAUGUUUCUUGCACCACUGAGACAUGUCGGGCGUGCGGCAUCCAGUCGCUUGCUAUGUUCAAAGAGCGGGAGAAAGCGGGACACCUUGCCUUGCAGCUGAAGCACUACAUGCUGUCCAUUGUAUCGCACAUACAGCAGCGCGCAGAAGACGGAGCGUUGUCCUUCCACUCGCCGGGGGCAGCGCCUACUACCGACCCCACUGCGGACUCGCUGGCAAAGCAGAGUCCUUCAGCCAUUUUUGGAUUUCAUAAGAGGCAACUGUAUGGAGCGGAGAUCUCGCUCGUAUCGGCCGAUCAUCUGAUGAAAAUGGAUGAUAUGGGCGACUCUGGAACCAGUGCUAAGGCAGCGGCAGCUGUUCAUCACGCUGAAGGAGUCGGCGGACGCCGCGACGAAGGGUUCGUUUCAGUUGAAUCUAAGGCGACGCUGUCUGGUGCGGACGUGGCACUUUCAGCGCAGGGAAAAGGAAGUGACAGCCAAGAGAGUCUGCUUGGAAGCACGAGCGAUGCAGAGGCUGCGGCGCUCGUAGAGCUUACAAGCCAAGAGGAGGUCGACACGAAGUUGCCGUCCACGGGCGUCCCUUCAGGUAGCGAGGAACCGAAACUCCUGGUAGGCUGGCUUCUCGGCGCCGAGGAAGAGGUUCUUCGGGGUUUGCCAGCAUGCAUGGUUAACUAUCUCCUCGUGCUAACUGACAUGCUUGUUCUGUUGUGCAUCGAUCCUGCCGUCCUCGCGGCGACUGCGGCGGCGCAUGUCGGAAAGCUUCUUGUCAAGGACGAGAGCUGCGGACUAGAUGCAGCAUGCUCCACCGCAGACGCGUGCGGCACGACUGAGGCGGCGAAGAGGCAGUGCGGCCUGAACACAGAAGGCGGAGGACAGUGUGCGGACGCAGAGCGAGAGUCGAAUGCGACAGCCGGCGAUGAGGCUACGGGUCGGGUGCCAUCGCAGCCAACUCCCAAUGGAACGCUACCUGACGCCACUGUCCUCCUGGCUUCCGCUGAGUAUGAGGGGAAAGCCACGAUGAUUCGGGCGGCAAACGCUGUGCUUUCCGUCGCCUUGGAGCUGGCCACGCAGAGCGCAUACAGGAACUUGGGGGAGCUGUGGCAACUGUGCAGCGAAGAGGCCCGCGCGCCCCCCAGCGGUGACUGCGACGGGCACCUGCUGCUGCUGGAGCGUGCGCAUGGAGGGUACAGGUGCCAGGCUUCGGAGGCCGAGCGACAGGGUGACGCUGUUGCCGCAAGUAAAGAGUUCGCGCGGCGCCUUGCCGAGCAACUUGCUGCGGGCGGUCGGCGCGCGUCCGGCUCUGAGGGCUGCGACGCUGCGUUGAGAACUGGAGAUAAGGCCCUUCUCGCUGAGUCGCGAUCUCCUGACGGCGCCACCGAGGCACAGCAAAAUGCGUCUAUGGACGGCGAACCCAUUCUCUUUCUCGCCCCGCUGUACACGAGUAUGCUGCCGUCGUACCUGACCAGCGGCGGCAGACUGGAGGAGGACGCGACGGCAAAACCGUCCAAUUGGCUCUCUGAGAGAGCGGGCGAGGAGGAGCUGCACGGAGGCAGCGCCCAGGCUGCCCAUCUCGAUCGCUUCUCGUUCAGCUCAAGUAAAACUGGCAGCCAGGAUUGGCACCGUGACUCUCCCGGCGAUCUUAGCUCGUCGUGUGUGGAAGACUGUUCUCGGAGGCAGGCGGCUGAGCUUGGCGGGCGACGGUAUGGCGUGGCGGAACAUGGAGGCGCGGGUGUCGGGGAUAGCGAAUUCGCAGUGCCGUUCAGCAGGGGAAAGGUUACGUUCGGAACGGGAGAAAGCGCCGGUAGCCGGCACGGUAGCGGCCAAGCCGACGACGAUCUCGUGGGUCGACGUGGUGCUGCUCGGGAGGAGGUAGCGAGGGGUGGAGCGCGCGGCGGAGACGUUGGAGAGGCUGGCGGGCUAGCUGACGCGGAUGCCAGCGCGUGGCUGGCCGCGGGCUCGUGGCGGCGAGGAGAAAUACGGCAUGGUUCAUCUGCGAGACGAACUUGGUCUCAACCUUGCGUGCACUCUGCUGAUGGCUGUGAAGACUGUAACGCAGUUAGGGAAGGAGGCGACGAUGGCCAGGAACGUCGUCUGGGCGACGCAGACCCUCGACGAGGUCUUACUUACCAGACUGCAGCCUCUUAUCGUGCACCGGGGACCUCGGAAGGGAUCAGCGGUCGCGCUGCCCACCGGUCGCCAACACGAUUCGGGGACGGCGCAGGCGCUGGGGCAUUGCGCUCGGGCCUCGUAAUGGGGGAUCGCGGGGCAAGUCCGUUGUCGCCGCAUUCGCUUCUCUCGACUGGCGGCUUCGGUGAGCCAGUUUCGUCGUGUGUUGAUCUAGCAGAUUCCAGUAACUCCAACAGCAGGAUCCCGGGUUUAGGGAGCCGUUAUCCUUGCAGCCAGGCCGCCACUCGCCGAGGACUGGGCACGCUCCGGUCGAAGGACGCUUUGGGUCAUCAACAGGCAGGAGGGUUCAAGACAAUCCCUGGAGACGCCCGCACUUCCCAGCGCGCUAACGGGGGGCAGACUCCUAGGGAACACCACGGAUCUGUGGUCGCAGUUCACAGUACAGCGGGGAAAAAGGUGCUCACGCCGACAGCGCACUGCCGCACGCAGAGUGGGACAGGAGUUUCUCCAGGAUCACGCCAGCUUGCCAAGACAGAGGGCGGCGGAAGCAAGGGAGGUGCUGUCCCACAAGAUCACGGUGAAAGCGACACGUUUCACGAUACCCGGCGUCCGAUGCGAGGCGUUUAUUUCGACAAGACACAGAGAUCCUGGAUUGGAUCGUUCUACGAAGAUCGGCGUCAAAUAAAAAAACGUUUCAAAAUCGAUACCUACGGGUUCUAUGAAGCGCGCGCACUCGCUGUCGGCGUCCGCAUGACAUACGAGCGCCGGAUUCGCAGCAACGCAGAUACACCCUCAGGUUCCUCUCCUGGACCCGGGACUGACUCCCCUGCAUGCGUCGCCCGGACACCAACUGCAAGCCUGUCCACCCAACUGGAAGAUGACGCCAGAGCGUUCGAUGACACGCGGUCCUGCGUAAACCGCAGUAAGAAGGGUGUCCAAGGAAGCGGUCUUCCGCGACGCGCAGACGGAGAACUCAAGAAAGAGGAGAAGCGUAACUGCAUCGCAGCCAGCCCGGACGGCGCGAUCUGGCACGGGCAAAGUGGCCAUACCUUACACGAAAGUGAGGACAGGCUUGGAGGGCUGGGCGCCGACAGACGAACAACAGCAGAGCUGCUUCGGGCUAGAGCUCCGUGGGUGGAAGGUGGCAAAGACUGCAGCAGGAAGGAUGAGGACGACGGUGAGUCGGUCUGGAGGAUGCGUGGCGGCGAUGUGUGUGAGCAGUCGGCGGGAGCGGCGGGGAACGCUCGGGAAAGAUUCUCUCCGUAUCCAGGCGAUCGAAAACGUGACCGCGACGAGGACGAUGAGGGAGGUAGGGCGGCGCAAGCCCGGCGAAGGCAGGACAAUGCCACCGCCCAGGGAUCGUUUACAUCGCUCCGGACGUCGUAUAAAGCUGAGGAGCUUCUUGCCGCUUUUGGCGGUGCCCCCAAGAAUGAAGCACAUAGCUCUGGACGUGUUGAUAGAGAGCCACGCCAUGCCCUGGGUCAACAAGAAAGUGCACGAGCCAGGCAUCAGGCAGGCAUCGCAGAUGGCGCUGCGUCGGGCUACACAGCGUCGGAACUUCGUCAGGGCAACGAGACUGCACAUGGCGAGCUGUCUGGAUGGCUUGACGUGGAAAUGGAUUUGGGAGACCAUUAUGUUCGGACUCCUGCUGGAAGAGCCUUCAGUUAUCUGUCGGAAGCAGAUUCUGUCGAUAUUACCCGUAGUGCUCUCGGGGGAAGUGGGCUGCGAGAUGGCGUGCACGGGGUUGGGAUGAGAGCAGAUGCAGUUCAUGCACAGUACGAUCAACACUGGCGACGGGUCAAUGGAGACGAGGCAUGGCACGGCGUAGGAGCGGCCCGAGGACCAGAAGACGUCGCUGGACAAGACGGCGAGUACUCUGCCGCAGAUAUCCGCAGGUCGCGUGGAGCUGCCUUGACUGAUGAGCCAUCGUUUGGGUUCGACGUUUACAACUCGAGAGAAUCCAAGUCUGGGGAGAGUGAAGCACACAGAAGGGGAGGGGGGGAUCUCGAGACGCUGAUGGGGAGUGCUCAGGAUGAAGCGCUCAACGGGGGCGACUCGCUUGGAUCUCUCCCUGCUGGUGGCGACGAGCCCAGAGGUGCCGUGAGCAAUUGA